CCGUGCCCGCGCCGGCGGCGGCCCCAGCGAGGGGCUCUGGGCUCUGCGCUCCGCGCUCCGCCGCCUCCAUGGAGCGCCGGCCGCGCCGCCUCUGAUGCCCGGCCCGGCGCGCACCAUGGGGCCGCUGUGGCUCUGCUGCCUGCCCCUCGCCCUCCUGCCCCUGCUCGCCGCCGUGGAAGAGACACUGAUGGACUCCACCACGGCGACAGCAGAGCUGGGCUGGACAGUUCAUCCUCCAUCAGGGUGGGAAGAGGUGAGUGGGUACGAUGAGAACAUGAACACGAUCCGCACCUACCAGGUGUGCAACGUCUUUGAAUCCAGCCAGAACAACUGGCUCCGGACCAAGUACAUCCGCAGGCGAGGAGCUCACCGCAUCCACGUGGAGAUGAAAUUCUCUGUCCGGGACUGCAGCAGCAUCCCAAAUGUCCCAGGCUCCUGUAAGGAGACUUUUAACCUGUACUAUUUCGAGUCAGACUUUGACUCGGCCACCAAGACUUUUCCUAACUGGAUGGAGAAUCCUUGGAUGAAGGUGGACACAAUUGCUGCUGACGAGAGCUUCUCACAGGUGGACUUAGGUGGACGGGUGAUGAAGAUCAACACCGAGGUGCGCAGUUUUGGGCCCGUCUCCAAGAAUGGUUUCUACCUGGCCUUCCAGGACUACGGGGGCUGCAUGUCCCUGAUUGCCGUCCGUGUCUUCUACCGCAAAUGUCCCCGUGUGAUCCAGAACGGGGCUGUCUUCCAAGAAACCCUGUCGGGAGCAGAGAGCACCUCGCUGGUGGCAGCCAGGGGCACGUGCAUUGCCAAUGCCGAGGAGGUGGACGUGCCCAUCAAGCUGUACUGCAACGGCGACGGCGAGUGGCUGGUGCCCAUCGGCCGCUGCAUGUGCCGGGCCGGCUACGAGUCGGUGGAGAACGGGACCGUCUGCAGAGGCUGUCCCUCAGGAACAUUCAAGGCCAGCCAAGGGGAUGAAGGGUGUGUCCACUGCCCCAUCAACAGCCGGACAACCUCGGAAGGGGCCACAAAUUGCGUGUGCCGAAAUGGAUAUUACCGGGCAGACGCCGACCCCGUGGACAUGCCGUGCACCACCAUCCCGUCCGCCCCCCAGGCCGUGAUCUCCAGCGUGAACGAGACGUCGCUGAUGCUGGAGUGGAGCCCUCCGCGGGACUCGGGGGGCCGGGAGGACCUGGUGUACAACAUCAUCUGCAAGAGCUGCGGGGCGGGCCGCGGGGCCUGCACGCGCUGCGGGGACAACGUGCAGUUCGCCCCGCGCCAGCUGGGCCUCACCGAGCCCCGCAUCUACAUCAGCGACCUGCUGGCACACACCCAGUACACCUUCGAGAUCCAGGCCGUCAACGGCGUCACCGACCAGAGCCCCUUCUCCCCGCAGUUCGCCUCCGUGAACAUCACCACCAACCAGGCCGCCCCUUCUGCCGUGUCCAUCAUGCACCAGGUGAGCCGCACCGUGGACAGCAUCACCCUCUCCUGGUCCCAGCCCGACCAGCCCAAUGGAGUCAUCCUGGACUAUGAGCUGCAGUACUACGAGAAGGAUCUGAGCGAGUUGAACUCGACCACAGUGAAGAGCCCCACCAACACUGUGGCAGUGCAGAACCUCAAGGCUGGCACCAUCUAUGUGUUCCAGGUGCGGGCGCGCACCGUGGCCGGCUACGGCCGCUACAGUGGGAAGAUGUAUUUCCAGACCAUGACUGAAGCCGAGUACCAGACCAGCGUGCAGGAGAAGCUGCCGCUCAUCAUCGGCUCCUCAGCGGCAGGGCUGGUGUUCCUCAUCGCCGUGGUGGUCAUCGGCAUCGUGUGCAACAGAAGACGGGGCUUCGAGCGGGCUGACUCGGAGUACACGGACAAGCUGCAGCACUACACCAGUGGCCACAUGACUCCAGGGAUGAAGAUUUAUAUCGAUCCUUUCACCUAUGAAGAUCCCAAUGAGGCUGUCAGGGAAUUUGCAAAAGAAAUCGAUAUCUCUUGUGUCAAAAUCGAGCAGGUGAUUGGGGCAGGGGAGUUUGGUGAGGUGUGCAGUGGGCAUCUCAAGCUUCCAGGCAAAAGAGAGAUCUUUGUGGCCAUCAAGACCCUCAAGUCUGGCUACACGGAGAAGCAGAGGCGGGACUUCCUGAGUGAGGCCAGCAUCAUGGGGCAGUUCGACCACCCCAACGUCAUCCACCUGGAGGGGGUGGUCACCAAGAGCUCUCCAGUCAUGAUCAUCACUGAGUUCAUGGAGAAUGGCUCACUGGACUCCUUCCUGCGGCAAAACGACGGGCAGUUCACGGUGAUCCAGCUGGUGGGGAUGCUGCGGGGCAUUGCCGCGGGCAUGAAGUACCUGGCAGACAUGAACUACGUGCACCGGGACCUGGCCGCCCGCAACAUCCUGGUCAACAGCAACCUGGUGUGCAAGGUGUCCGACUUCGGCCUGUCCCGCUUCCUGGAGGACGACACCUCCGACCCCACCUACACCAGUGCUCUGGGUGGGAAGAUCCCGAUCCGCUGGACGGCACCUGAGGCCAUUCAGUACAGAAAGUUCACCUCAGCCAGCGACGUGUGGAGCUAUGGAAUCGUCAUGUGGGAGGUGAUGUCCUACGGAGAGCGGCCCUACUGGGACAUGACCAACCAGGAUGUGAUAAAUGCCAUUGAGCAGGACUAUCGGCUGCCACCACCCAUGGACUGCCCAAAUGCCCUUCACCAGCUGAUGCUUGACUGUUGGCAGAAGGAUCGGAACCACAGGCCCAAAUUUGGGCAAAUUGUCAACACCUUGGAUAAAAUGAUCCGAAAUCCAAACAGCCUGAAAGCCAUGGCACCUCUCUCCUCUGGGAUGAACCUCCCCCUCCUUGACCGCACAAUCCCGGAUUACACCAGCUUCAACACUGUGGAUGAAUGGCUGGAUGCCAUCAAGAUGAGCCAGUACAAGGAGAGCUUUGCCAGUGCUGGUUUCACCACCUUUGAUGUAGUAUCUCAGAUGACUGUAGAGGACAUUCUGCGAGUCGGGGUCACUUUAGCAGGACACCAGAAGAAAAUUCUGAACAGUAUCCAGGUGAUGAGAGCACAGAUGAACCAAAUCCAGUCUGUGGAGGUUUGAUAGCUGCCUGUCCUCCCACUCCUCCUCCUCGAGGCCCUGCUCCCCUUUGCCCCUGUAUGUCCAAGCUCCAGUUCCUGAGUGUUCUGCAUGGACCAGAGACAGGCAGCUGCUCUGAGGAUCACGGCAGCAGGAGGGAACACCCUGUCCUCAACAAUGAGAAGUUGCCAAGAGCUUCUAGAAUUUAAGCAAUGGAAAAAGGGAA
This is a messenger RNA of Passer montanus (Eurasian tree sparrow), 3284 nucleotides long. RefSeq names its product EPH receptor B2 (gene EPHB2). Gene Ontology annotation, cellular component: neuron projection; plasma membrane. The coding region runs from base 95 to 3082 and encodes 995 amino acids. Gene Ontology annotation, molecular function: ATP binding; protein binding; transmembrane-ephrin receptor activity. Lineage: Eukaryota; Metazoa; Chordata; Aves; Passeriformes; Passeridae. The transcript is spliced from 16 exons. The record is from RefSeq and is a predicted model, not a curated record. Gene Ontology annotation, biological process: cell surface receptor protein tyrosine kinase signaling pathway; central nervous system projection neuron axonogenesis; angiogenesis.